AAAAACGACCAAACAAAGGGUAGGUGGGUGGUUCGUAUGGUGCAUAACACACACAACCACCCUUGUCUUAGCCCUAAGUCGGUAUCACAUUCCAACACUGAAAUGACCAAGGCAUCUCAAUAUUUUACCCCGAGAUUUCAUAAUGUUGGUGUGCCUACUUGCAAGGUCGCACGAGUUUCAGACAAAGAAAGAAAUUUUGAUGAUAGAGAUUGUUGUAGUUACGUAAAAAGGUUUAGAACUCAACUCAUUGAUGAGGGUGAUGCCAAGGGCGUGUUAAGGUAUUGCCAGAGAAUCAAGCGACUAGACCCUGAUUUUUUUUAUUCAGUUACAGUUGACAAAGGUGGUCUAUUGGAGAAUUUGUUUUGGGUCGAUUCACGGUCUAGAGUGGCUUACCAACAAUUCGGUGAUGUGAUUACUUUUGACACUACUUAUCGAACUAAUAAGUAUCAGAUACCCUUUGCUCUGUUUGUGGGACUAAAUCACCGUAUGCAAAGCACAUUUUUCGGAUGUGCUAUUAUGCAAGAUGAUACCGAGGAGUCAUUCGUGUGGGUAUUUAAUACCUUUUUAGAGGCAAUGCAUGAAAAAAUACCUGGUGCAGUGAUUACAAAUCAAAAUAUUGCAAUGGGUAAUGCACUCGCACGAGUGAUGCCUCAAUCACGCCACAGGCUUUGUUAUUGGCACAUAAAAAAAGAAAUGCCAAAUAAGCUUUCUGGAUUGUAUAGAAAAGGAUCGACGUUCAAGCUUGAGAUUAAGAAGUGUCUUAAGGACUCUCGAUCUCCCAAAGAAUUUGAUACUGAAUGGUGUCGGAUAAUUUGUGCAUACGAACUUGAAGACAACUCAUGGAUUUCAAGUCUGUAUGAUGUUCGAAACAAGUGGGUUCCUGUCUAUUGUCGUAAUACUUUUUUCGCAGGAAUGACAACCACACAACGCUCAGAGAGCAUUAAUGCUUUCUUUGAUAAAUUCAUCGACUCUGGAACCACUCUUUGUGAAUUCAUCAAGCAGUUUCAGGAAGGGCUUAACUCUCACCUUGAAGAGUGUCGAAAGGAGGACUUCCACGCACACCAUAAAGAAUGUACGCUAGAAUUGAGGUCCCCAUUGGAGAGACAUGCGUCGGAUGUAUACACAAGGAAAGUGUUUUCCAUUUUUAGGCAAGAAUUGAGCCAAAUUAAUGAGUACAAAAAGGUAAAGGUACAUGUAGAUGGCCCAAAAGUCACAUAUCGAAUUACACGACACAUGGAUCAACUGGAUGAUGCAAAGGACAUAAAUGUCGGGUACGAAGAAGUUGUGUUUGACAAGCAUGCUAAAACAGCGAAAUGCAGCUGCCAAGAAUUUGAGUUUAGGGGAAUCUUAUGCCGCCACAUCUUAAUGGUAUUCACACACAAGGGCGUCGACAAGAUUCCUGCAGAAUACGUAUUGCCACGAUGGACGAAGAAUGGUGACCGAUUACUUGACUCGACUCUGAUACCAUCGAAUGUAAGGGAUGUGGAGACGCUUCGUUUGCAUCAUUUUUUCCGUGCUACAAGAAUGCUUCAAGAAUCUGUUAAAGUGUCUCAUGAAGCAUACAAGCUUGUACUUAGUGGACUAAAAGACCUAUACAUUCAAGCCUCAAAGCUUGCCUACGCGGAAGACGACACGACAUAUAUACGAUGAAGAUGUUCGAAACACGGAUACGAUAAGCGAAAUGGAGGCAGGUAAUUAGCUAGCUAGGCAUAAUAAUAUUCUUAGCCAAAU
Messenger RNA from Cuscuta campestris, 1731 nucleotides. The record is from the annotation of a GenBank genome assembly. Lineage: Eukaryota; Viridiplantae; Streptophyta; Magnoliopsida; Solanales; Convolvulaceae.